CAGCAACGGCGGCGACGAAACGCUCGAGCGGUGCGCGCGGGCGCGCCCCUCCCCCGUGGGCUCCCCUCCCAGCACCUGCCUCGCGCAAGCCCCCCUACCGGCCCCGCGGUGACGUCAGCCGGUGCCUGGCAGAGGGAGCCGCUGUGCGCGCGCGGAGCCCACCCCAGCCUCCCCCGGGGCGCCGCGCCCUCGCCCCGCCCCCUCCCAGCUCGCACCCAGCAACCGCCGCCGAGACAUGGCGAGUGCGGGGUCGCCGCGGCAGCAGCGGGGCGCAGAGGCGGGCGGUGGCUGCGAGGUCCCCGGGGCUCGGAGCGCGGCGGCUGGAGAUGAAGAGCCGGAGCAGGUGUCGGGCGGGGCCGCGUCCGCGCUGCUGGGGGAGACCGGGCUGGCGCUGGGCGGCUGCAUCGCGGCUGCUCUGAGCUGGGAGAGGCCGCUCCGCAGCCUGGGCGGGUUCGUCUGCGCCAACCUGCUGUUCUGGUUCCUUGCACUGACUCCUUGGAGAGUAUAUCAGCUGACUUCUCUCAUAAUACUUGGGGUUGUAAUUAUGCAGAUAAUGAAGGAUAUGGUAUUAUCUCGGAUAAAAGGUGCACAGCUAUGGAGGAGCCUCACUGACAGCUGGGAAGUCAUCAAUUCCAAACAUGACUACAGGCCCAGAAUAAACCAAUGUAUUGUAGAUGCAUUGGUGAAUUUAUUUCUAUUUCUUCAAGAAAUGUCACACUUCAAAGAGAAAAACCCUGGCAAGUUUUGCCUUCUGGUCUGCAGUGUGUGUACAUUUUUCACUAUCUUGGGUAGUUACAUUCCUGGAAUUGUACUCUCCUACUUUCUAUUACUGUGUGCCUUUUUAUGUCCGCUGUUCAAGUGCAAUGAAUUUGGGCAGAAGAUGUGCAACAAAAUCAAGUCAGUUCUGCUGAAACUGGAUUUUGGAAUUGGAGACUAUAUCAAACAAAAGAAGAGAGAGAGAUCUGAAACUGCAAAACCAAAAUCCACGGAAGAGGACAGUGAAUUAGACAUAUCAGCCCUGUGUCCUAAGAUUAGUCCUACUGUUAUUGCUAAAGAGCUAUCGGUGUCUGACACAGAUGUAUCAGAGGUAUCUUGGACUGAUAAUGGGACCUUUAAUUUAUCUGAGGGAUACACUCCACAGACAGAUACAUCUGAUGAUUUUGACCGACCUAGUGAUCAUGAAGAAGCUUUUGCCAGAGAUCUUGCAGAAUUUCCCUCUCUAGAAAAUGGUGCAGGAACAAAUGAUGAUGAUGACUCGAGCAUUGGCAUUCCCAUCCAGCAGAAGAGAAAAAAGGAACAGAUGCCUUCCAAGAUGGCUCAUUCUCCUAGACAGAGGAAAGAGAGGCAGUCUGCCACAGGUCUCUCCCUUCCUUUGACCACUGACCAAACCUUUAACUUAGUGAGUGAUAUUGCUGGUGAUGUUAUUGCAGCUGCAGUGUCUGCCGCCAUCAAAGACCAGCUGCAGUCCACACAGCCAGCACCCUCACAGGUAGUCCCCAGUUUGAGUGAGGAGACAGACACAGAAGAAGCUGAUGAUUUUGAACUGCUUGACCAAUCAGAGCUUGAGCAGAUUGAGAGUGAACUGGGGCUUACACAAGGCCAAGAAGAAAAGCCACAGGAAAAAAAGAAAUCUUCAGGCUUCCUUUCAAAUCUGCUUGGAGGUCAUUAACCUGGAAAUUGGAGCUAGUAAUGUAGCAGAAGUGAAACACAAAAUCAAAUGCAAAAAAAAGGAAAAUGCUCAGCUGUAAGCUUUAACUAUUACUUCAGAUGUGUUGUAAUAAUUUCCCUUACACAGAGUGAAUUAAUUGAAUACAUAUCAGCUGACCCUGAUAGUUUAAUGUUUCUGAUAGUUAUGCCUCAAUGUAGUAGCAUGGAAAUGAAGUAUCUAGCCACUCUGGUCACUGAUGAAUGUUAGAAGUCAGUUGUUAUUUAAGAAAAAAUUAAAUUGCCAAAUCUAGAUUUUGGGGCCAAAUCUAGAUUUUGGGGUCCUCAGUCAAAUGCUCUUCACCUUCAGUUUGUUUACACUUAGUUUUCAAGCAUCCAAAGCAGUUAACGAUAUGUACAGUGAAGAGAAAUUAUGAAUAGGAUGCAGUGAGAUUAGCAAAAUCUUAUCUGCCUCUAUUAUAGUGAAAUAUCUAGAUCCCUAUUGUGUGUGGCACGUUCGAUGUCCAUAUUCUGCAUAAACCUCAAAUUUAAGGAUGUGUGCAACGCCAUCAAAAUUAACAAAAGUGGUGUUGCAUAUGUAAACUUUCAAAUUAAUUUUUUGAUAAGCUGAUACAUUUCCAAGUUAUCUCUGAUGUUUUAGGCUUGUAGAGUUAUGAAAUGGCAUGCUACUAAAUUGACCGCCUGCUGUAUUCUCUGCUAGAGUCUGGUACUGGGCAGCAAUGUCCAUAAAAAGCAAGGCAAAAACAAUGUUACACUUGAGAUUAUGAAUAUCAUGUAAACUGAACAAGGCCUUUGUUUGUUUUGUUUUUUAAUUUUAGUUUGGAAUAGGGAAACCAAGAAUAUUCAAGGUGAACAGAGAGAGGCUUUUUACCUGCCAAUACCUGCAGUCAGGGUUCUGUUUUUUUCAUGAGACAGCUGCUAUCACUCCUAACUGAAGUCUAAUAUUAGAGAGUUAUUCUUUAAGCUGUAUCUGGUGUUCAGUGAGGCCAGAUGUUAGAGAAGAAACACAGAAACUUCUUGGCAUACAAGUGAAGGAGGAACUUGUAUAAAAAUAUUUAUUGGUAAUUUUUAACUCCUCACAUACUCAGACUGGCUUGGGAUCUUAAGUAACUUAGUCCGUUUUGUUUUUGUUUUUCAAGAUUUUUGGUUCACCUUUAAACAAAGAUGAAAGGCAAUGCCCAUUUAAGGUAAACAAAGAUUAACAGGAAGAAGUAAAGAUAGUUUUAUUAAUGAGCUGUAAAUUGUUAGCAGGGUUGAGGGACCAUGUCAGCUGUUAUCACUAAUCUUUAUGUGAUCUCCUAUUUGCUGGCAUUUUACAGGUGAAUGUUGUCAUCUAGAUCUGUCAGAAAGUUCAAACCAAGCUUAUAGCAAGGUCAGCUUUUCUUCCAUAAUAGAAUAUAUUUAGAAAAAAACCUUGUUUUGAAGUAGCACCGUUUUAAAUUUGUUUUUCUUUCUGAGGCAUUUAAAAGCUAGACAGAUUGCCAAAAAGAUUUUAGGUAAAGGAAAGCUAUGGAAGACUUUUGACACUAGCUUUAUUGUUGCGUGUGCUUGUGUGUCAGUAAUGCAUAUUAACUGUGUUUGCUGUCCUUUAUCGGUACAAAAGUGAGCCUGUGCCUUCAUUAUCUAACCCAUCCUGAAAGAAGUGAAAACUGGAUAUAGAGGCCACAAAAUGUAGUUUUUAAAAUUACAUCAUCUUGACAUUUAAUACAAGUUUCUGAAAAAUAUAGAAAACACAGCCAUAUAUUUUAUGCAGUGUUAGCUGUUAAGUUGUUUUAUGACUUUUUCCCAGCUUGUGCAUUCCCAUUUAGUAAACAAACAAACACAAAGGCUGUGGUCACGAAAUUAGUGAGUGUAAAAGCCAUUUCAGUUUCUCAGAUGAAUAAAGAACACUGUUUCCUUAAUGCAUGUUUAAGACAAUCUACAUAGUCAGAAGAGUAUAAGUUACAAGUCACUGAUGAAGCUUUCAGAACAUCUUGACAUUAGUAUGCUUCCCUGUGUGAUAGUACAAGUAACAAGAAUAUUAACAGGGUAGAACACACGAAGAAACUGGAUAGGCAGGGCUGGAGAGGGGGAGGUCUUUAACAAGACUGUAAGUGGAUGAUGAGUCAUGCUAGCUUACUGUCGAUGGUGGCAUUGUAACAGUGUGCACUUUAUUGUUUUCUGAAGAAUAUUUGUGGUUACACAAUUAUAUAAUACAGGGGCACUCUUAUAGAAAUGCAAAUUACAUCAAGGAAGAAAAGCAGUUGCAGGAGGAGUUGCUCAGACUUUUUGUAAAUGAUCCAUUUUCUGGUUUCAAGAUAGAAAAGUAAACCAAUUUGACUACAUGUUCCAGUGUGGAAUAAGUCCUGAAUUGUCCAUAAGGAAGCAAGGCAAAACAAACCUGAACCUACAA
Mauremys reevesii (Reeves's turtle) is the source of this 4057-nucleotide messenger RNA. RefSeq names its product reticulophagy regulator 1 (gene RETREG1). The transcript has 9 exons. NCBI's taxonomy places the organism in Eukaryota, Metazoa, Chordata, Testudines, Geoemydidae. Gene Ontology annotation, cellular component: endoplasmic reticulum membrane. Gene Ontology annotation, biological process: negative regulation of neuron apoptotic process; reticulophagy. The record is from RefSeq and is a predicted model, not a curated record. The coding region runs from base 236 to 1669 and encodes 477 amino acids.